CUUACAUAACAAGCGAGGCAUCACACACCCGAUCAUAUCAUCCAGGCCAGGCCAGCUCGGUACCUCCCCUUAAGCCUAAGCCUAGGCAUUAAUUCUUACAAACUGCAUGCUCAUGUUCUGCUCUGGAUAAAUAACAGCAAGUGUAAGAAAAAAUGGGUCGUUUAGCUGGAAAAGUUGCAGUUGUGACGGCAGCUGCCCAAGGCAUUGGAAGAGCCACUGCUCAGGCCCUUGCUCGAGAAGGUGCUACUGUUCAUGCGACAGAUAUUAAUCUGGAGAAGCUGAAUGAACUCAAGGAUACGAAAGGUCUCACUGUGAGCAAACUAGACGUCACAAACAAGGAGGAGGUGACAAAAUUUCUGGCAGGAAUUCCCAAAAUUGACAUUCUCUUCAACUGUGCAGGAUUUGUCUUCAAUGGCACAGUUCUGGACACGGAGGAAAAAGACUUUGACUUUUCUUUCAACUUGAACGUCAAAUCCAUGUUCUUCCUCGCAAAAGCUGUCUUGCCUAAGAUGUUGGAACAGAAUAGUGGCAGUAUUAUCAACAUGUCUUCUGUGGCAUCAAGUAUAAAAGGUCCUCCCAACAGGUGCUUGUAUUCAACAACCAAGGCAGCGGUGAUAGGUUUCACCAAGGCAGUGGCUGGAGACUUUGUCUCCAAGGGGAUCCGAUGUAACGCCAUCUGUCCCGGGACCAUAGAUACACCCUCCCUUCAUCAGAGAAUGGAAGCUACGGGGGAUAAGGAGCAGGCCAUGAAGUCAUUCCUUGCCCGUCAGCCCUCGGGUAGACUUGGUACUCCUGAGGAAGUCGCCAAUACAGUAGUCUUUCUCGCAUCUGAUGAGUCCAGCUUCAUCACCGGGUCCGAAAUCAAAGUAGACGGAGGAUGGGCCAAUUAAACCUGAAGAUGGCCUGUGAAGAAGACCAGGACUUGCAGGGCCGGUAUUCAAUUCAUUACUUGGCAUAUUAAAGUAAGAAAUUUACUAAGUAAAUGUCUAAGCUAAGAAAUUAACUUAACUCGUAUUCAAAUCGCAUUUUAAAGUGUGUGAAUCUAGACAAUCUUUGCUUUAAUAAUAAUAAUGGCCUGUGAAGAAGACCAAGACUUGCAGGGCCGGUAUUCAAUUCAAUACUUGGCAUAAGUAAGAAAUUUACUAAGUAAAUGUCUAAGCUAAGAAAUUAACUUAACUCGUAUUCAAAUCGCAUUUUAAAGUGUGUGAAUCUAGACAAUCUUUGCUUUAAUAAUAAUAAUGGCCUGUGAAGAAGACCAAGACUUGCAGGGCCGGUAUUCAAUUCAAUACUUGGCAUAAGUAAGAAAUUUACUAAGUAAAUGUCUAAGCUAAGAAAUUAACUUAACUCGUAUUCAAAUCGCAUUUUAAAGUGUGUGAAUCUAGUGUGUGAA
Messenger RNA from Strongylocentrotus purpuratus (purple sea urchin), 1390 nucleotides. RefSeq names its product 3-hydroxybutyrate dehydrogenase type 2 (gene bdh2). The coding region runs from base 153 to 890 and encodes 245 amino acids. Gene Ontology annotation, molecular function: oxidoreductase activity, acting on the CH-OH group of donors, NAD or NADP as acceptor. NCBI's taxonomy places the organism in Eukaryota, Metazoa, Echinodermata, Echinoidea, Camarodonta, Strongylocentrotidae. The record is from RefSeq and is a predicted model, not a curated record. Gene Ontology annotation, cellular component: cytoplasm. The transcript is spliced from 8 exons.